CUCGCUUGAGGACGGAGACAAACACUUCACCACCCUGCUUAAAUUUCCACUCUCGCCUUCCCGAUUGCAGCGCAGUUUGGAGAAAUGGCGACAAUUCCCAUGAGAGUUGGUGGGUUUUUGGCAAUUUGGGCUUUUCUCUGCAGUGGGGUGUUUGUGGGUGUUGAUGGGUUUCAGUGGAGGGACGGGGAUUCUUCCUCGUUAAUUCGACCUGCGACAGAGAGGCAGGGAGAAUUAGCCGAAGGGAAGCUGGAUGUCGACCCGCAUUUCAUUGAGAGCCUGCCUGGGGCGCCCCCAGUGCCAUUCGCCAUGCGCUCGGGGUACAUUACAGUGGACGAGAAGGCGGGACGUGCCUUGUUUUAUUGGUUUGUGGAAGCGGAUGUGGCGGAUUCUGCCUCGGCGCCCCUCACCUUGUGGCUUAAUGGAGGCCCUGGAUGCUCGUCUGUCGGUGGAGGAAUGCUGAGUGAGCUGGGACCGUUUUAUCCAACGCCCAAUGGACGUCAUCUGCUUAAGAAUCCGUAUUCAUGGAAUAAAGUUUCGAACAUGCUUUUUCUGGAGUCUCCAGCCGGAGUAGGGUUUUCUUAUUCAAAUACCACAGAUGAUUAUCGUACUGGUGACCAGCAGACUGCUCAGGAUUCCUACAUUUUCUUGCUUCGUUUUUUUGAGCAGUAUCCUCAAUAUUCCUCGAAUAAGUUCUACAUCUCAGGCGAAAGCUAUGCAGGUCAUUACGUUCCCCAGCUGGCUGUUGCUAUUUUGGAGGGCAACAAGGUUGUCUCAAACAAGAAGAUCAACUUUAGGGGGAUGGCAGUUGGCAAUGCAUGGACAGAUGCAGCUGCAGAUAACUUUGGAGCAAUAUUUUACCAGUGGACGCAUGCUCUAAUUUCUGAUGCGUCAUUCAACGGCGUCGUAAACAAAUGCAAUCUUUCGGCUAUGCUAGUUGAUGAUGACGCAUUUCAUGGCGUUUUAAAAACUGUGGGCACUGGUUCAUCUGUCGAACCCCUUGGAAGUAACUCAGUCGAUGAGUGUAACAAAUAUGUGAGAGAUGCGAACAAUGAUAUGGGUGACAUCAACAUCUACGACAUAUAUGCAGAUAUUUGUGUAUCUGCUCAUGCUCAGGCUGAAAUACGUCAACUUGCCAAAAAGUUGAGCCAAAGUCCUUCUAGUAGACCUCUACUGAAGACCUCAUAUGACCCAUGUGUUGAUGAUGAGGUGGAGGUUUAUUUAAACAGACCGGAAGUACAGAAGGCCUUGCAUGCCAACACUACACUACUUCCUUGGCGGUGGACUGACUGCAGUGACGUAUUGAAUUACUCGGAUGACGACGUUUUGUUGAGUAUCCUCCCCCUUUACCAUACUUUGCUGGAAUCUGGCAUUGAAAUAUUGAUCUUCAGUGGCGAUAUUGACGCCAUUGUACCCGUCGCUGGCACCCGCGUCUGGAUCAACACGCUGCCAUUGAACAUCACGGAGGUUUGGAGACCAUGGACUUUCGAAAAUCAGGUCGGAGGUUACGUUACUGUAUAUGAUAAACUUACAUUUUCGACGGUUAGAGGCGCAGGGCAUAUGGUGCCGUACACACAACCAGCCCGUGCUCUGCAUCUGUUCCAGUCUUUUAUCAACAACAAGCCCUUAUAAAUUCAAGAUUAUGAAUAUCUCUAUAAAGAUGUAGAUGACCUCAGGUUUGGCGUCACGCCAAGUUUGUGCUUGUGUAGAAAGGACUAGUAUGCUGACGGUGAAAAGGUUUUUUCAUCUCCGCUGGGAGCCUGGUCGUUCGUUUUUGUUGUAGAAAUAUUCUAUAGUUGCAUAUCAUUUGACGACAGACCAAGCAUCCCAGCUAAGAAUUGGUUUUCUGUAGUUUCAGCUCUCUUCGCUUUCCACCGAAGAAUUGCUAAGAUUAAUGAUAGAUGACGCAGAUAAUCUUAAUUGUGUAGUGGAUGCCUGCCAUUGUAUCCGAUUCUCCAAAAACAAAUUAACCAAGAAAGCAAGUUGAUUUUGAUAAUGAUUACUU
Messenger RNA from Physcomitrium patens, 2002 nucleotides. Its product is annotated as serine carboxypeptidase 24. The record is from RefSeq and is a predicted model, not a curated record. Lineage: Eukaryota; Viridiplantae; Streptophyta; Bryopsida; Funariales; Funariaceae. Gene Ontology annotation, molecular function: serine-type carboxypeptidase activity. Gene Ontology annotation, biological process: proteolysis.